GGACGGUAGGACCCAGCGACAAUGUGUCAGGUUUUUUAAAACGUGCCUAUUUGUGCUGAACACAGCUCAUCUUGACGGCUAGAGUCUUUGUUUCCACAAACGUUUGAGAAAUACAUGACAAUAACCGAGAAGUAGCGCUUCUUUCGAAACAUCCCGAUGAAGCGAUAUUGCCACCUAACGUUCGUUUGAUGAACUGUCCACUGCGCCUGCGCGGCUUACCGGACAAGAUGGCGACCAGCAAUGGUGGAGGAAUGGAAGUGGAUGGGGCAGCCACCCCCAGUGUCAUGGCCUCAGGGGUCACCGGCAGCGUGUCCGUGGCCUUACACCCUCUGGUUAUCCUCAACAUAUCUGAUCACUGGAUACGCAUCCGCUCGCAGGAGGGGCGACCCAUGCAGGUGAUUGGAGCUCUCAUCGGGAAACAGGAGGGCAGGAACAUCGAAGUGAUGAACUCCUUUGAACUGCUGUCUCACACCAUAGAUGACAAAGUGCACAUUGACAAGGAGUACUACUACACCAAGGAAGAGCAAUUCAAACAGGUCUUCAAAGAAAUGGAGUUCUUGGGAUGGUACACCACAGGCGGUCCCCCAGACCAGUCAGAUAUCCACAUUCACAAGCAGGUGUGUGAGAUCAUUGAGAGCCCCCUCUUUCUCAAGCUCAACCCAAUGACCAAACACACUGAUUGUCCUUUACCCCCUCAGCUUCCUGUUAGCGUUUUUGAAUCUGUGAUCGACAUCAUCAAUGGCGAGGCUACUAUGUUGUUUGCUGAGCUGACGUACACUCUGGCCACAGAGGAAGCAGAGAGAAUUGGUGUUGACCACGUAGCUCGAAUGACGGCAACCGGCACUGGAGAAAACUCCACGGUUGCUGAACACCUUAUAGCCCAACACAGUGCAAUAAAGAUGCUCCACAGCCGAGUGAAGAUCAUCCUGGAGUACGUCAAAGCCGUGGAGUCAGGAGAGGUGCCAUUCAAUCACGAGAUCCUUCGAGAAGCAAACGCCCUGUGCCACAGACUGCCAGUCCUCAGCACCAUAAAAUUCAAAACUGACUUCUAUGAUCAAUGUAAUGACGUCGGCCUCAUGGCCUACUUAGGCACCAUCACCAAGACAUGCAACAGUAUGAACCAGUUCAUCAACAAGUUCAACGUCCUGUACGACAGACAGGGCAUCGGCCGGAGGAUGAGAGGACUCUUCUUUUGAGCUGAAACAAACAAGCACUGCAUUUUCUUUUCUCCUCUGCCCUGUCUUCGUCUUCUUCUUCUUCUUCUUUUUUUUUGGGGAUUCGUUUGUAUUUUUCAUUAGCUAAAUGAAAUUCUUAAGCCAACAGUAGCUUUUCGAAACAUUUUCACAGUUUUCAGCCGCAAGUGUGUCUAAAAGCACUAAAAUACACCAAUCAGCAAGAGAUGUGUACAGAGUCACUCAGCUCUUUUCUUGGUUAUGCACCGCAAUGGACGUUAUAUUAUUUUACCCAGUUUGUUUUAUUGUUUCAUGUUUCUGUAUGUAUUAAAUGAUCUGCUGAUUUUUUUCAUCGGA
Mugil cephalus (flathead mullet) is the source of this 1529-nucleotide messenger RNA. It is a transcript of the gene cops6, whose product is annotated as COP9 signalosome subunit 6. Gene Ontology annotation, molecular function: metallopeptidase activity; protein binding. The record is from RefSeq and is a predicted model, not a curated record. Gene Ontology annotation, biological process: protein deneddylation. Gene Ontology annotation, cellular component: COP9 signalosome. The transcript has 10 exons. NCBI's taxonomy places the organism in Eukaryota, Metazoa, Chordata, Actinopteri, Mugiliformes, Mugilidae. The coding region runs from base 189 to 1196 and encodes 335 amino acids.